AUGCCACCUUCUCUGGUUGCCGAUUGUGGCUCGGAAGAGCUGUUCAUGGAUAUGCUUCUGCAAAACUUCCCGAAAACAAAGCAUCCAUACGAUACAAUCACUAUGGGCAUGAUAUUGGCCCCGUCUUUUGCCGCUGUGGUGUGCAAUGAAAACGUCCAUUUACCUACUCUCCUUUCUGACUUGGUCACUUUGAUGCUAGUGGCGUGGGUCGUUCGGUUCUUGUCAAACUGGCCUGAACGGUGGGUGAAACACUUGAAACAGGUGAGAACAAGCCUACUUAAUUUCGUCAAUUCCGUGAAAAUCGAAAUCGGCCAGGCCUUCUUUUUACCUGAAAUGGCUCUUAACAGAAGGGUUUUUGUAAGUAAUCUUGUCGCUGCUCAAAGACUACUUAGGUUCGAGCAGCUUGCGUGGCUUGGGGGUAUUGGUGGUACCCUCGCUGGCGCUGCUUUGAUGCUAGUUACGAGAAAGUACUUGAUUUCGCCUACUGAUUAUCGGUCAGAGGUUUUUGGCAAUUCUACCAUUCUUUUAUACGUGGUGUGGAGUUUUUUUAAAUUGGCUCUGCAGUAUUUGGAUUCGUUAAAGUCUUCAAUUACCUUUACCAAGACUGCUACUGUGGAAAGCACCGUGACAGAGAAUAAUCUACUGUACUACAUCGAAAUGUUUUGCCUGGAAUCGCCCGUGGUGUUGCCUACGAUGAGUCCUAAAAAACCCAAGGAAGAACCUCCUAAGGAACGGACAGAACCUACUACUUUCUGCCCAAAACAACUUAAUAUGAAAUCCAAGAACCCGCUUAACCGGACCUUGGCGGCUUCCAAACCCAAGAAGCCUUCGAAAAUGGUGAUUAUCCCAGAACACCAACCUGUCAAGCUUAAAGAACCAGAAUCCAAAUUGAAACCUCUGCCUUCGGUCGAACGCCCCAAGAAAUCAGUUUCAUUUACUCCGUUUCCCUUGACAGGUUCAGGUUCAAGUUUCAGAAAGAGAGAUGCUGCCGCUGGAGACCCUCUCGCUACGCUUUCACCAAUAGCAGAAGACCAGGAAUUGGCUGGUGUUGAUCCAAUCCAGACUGAACCAGUGGUUUCCGAACCAUCAGUUAAAGAGAAGCCAAAGAAGCAAGGCAGAGUCAGUGUCACUGGAAUCACGAUUCCAGAAACGUCCAAUCCGUCCAUCACCAGGCAACAGUUCAGGGAAUGGCAUCUCAAGGAUAUGGAGUCGCUGACACCGCUGCUGCCACUGUCGCCGCCCAUGCCGCUUCUGCCGCUUCUGCCGCUCAAAGUAUAUAGGACAGAGGAUUCCGACGAGGUUGUGGGACGUAUGAGAAGGUUUACAGACGUCCAGAGCCAGAAGGUGCAAAACGACUGGAAAGAGGUCCGCAGCAAGCUCACGGAUCUCAAGGAAAGCUGCUACGAGUCUGCGUGGCAGUACGCCGAGUCCGUGAGCCAGAUGGAUAUGCUGGAGCUCUUCACGCUCUGGUUUUUCAUCCGAGUGUUUGUGUUUGUCCCCAUCCGGCUCGCCAUGAGAGUUGCCUUUCUCUUCUUCCGGCUCCCCUUCAUGGUGGCCCGGCUCUACGUGUCCAUCACGCUCUUCAUCCCCGUGUUGAUCUUCAAGAUCGCCGUGUUGGCCCCAGCAAGGCUCUUUGUGGCCUUUCUUCGGGACUCCAGCACCAAGGAAAUCGGGUUCCACGAGUACAGAAUGGCCCAUCUGCUCCCGGUGCUUAAGGACCGAGUGACCCUCAAACUUCUCCGCAAGUUUCUUCGUCUUCUUCAGGUCGACGUGGAGGACUCGCCUCGGUCCCACCCGACCCCUGUGGAAUUGCUCUGA
Candidozyma haemuli is the source of this 1818-nucleotide messenger RNA. RefSeq lists its product as uncharacterized. The coding region runs from base 1 to 1818 and encodes 605 amino acids. The transcript has a single exon. NCBI's taxonomy places the organism in Eukaryota, Fungi, Ascomycota, Pichiomycetes, Serinales, Metschnikowiaceae. The record is from RefSeq and is a predicted model, not a curated record.